AGUGGGGUCCCCUUCCCGUGCAGGAUUUCUGUGGGCUGAGCGCCCCUCUGCCAGUCCCGGCCGGGUGGGGGGAAGCCGGGGAUUGCUGGUGCUCAGGAGAGGCAGGCAGAAGCCCAGCACAUCCCGGUCAGCAUCGCUGCCACCUGCCCGCGGUGCACUGUGCUCCGCUCUCAGCCGAGCCUUGAGACGUUCCAGGGGAGAAGGGUGAGCGCGCUGCGACUCGUGAUUUUUUUUUUUUUUUUUUUUUUUUUUUAAAGGCGAUCACGUUAUUGUACGGCCUUUGGGAGGGGCUGGGUGGAGGCGGGCAGGGGACCGUCCUCCGCCUCCAUCGCCCUCCGCCCGGGGGAUGGAGCUUGCAGAGCAUCCCCUCCCUCCGUGCCGUCGCUGCUCUGCCCUGGGGUGGCGGCUCCUCGCCCACGGGCCCGCCGCAGCGAGGGCGGCCGGGGCGCUCCCGGUGUCUGCAGGGCGCGGGGUUGCGCCGCCGCCUCUCCCCCGGCACCAACCUGCACGGCUGGCAGUAAACCCCUCGCUCCCCGCCGGGAAGCGAGGGCGGUCCACACCGUGGAGCUUUCCUCCGCCCCGCUUUUUUUCCUUUUUUUUUUUUUUUUUUUUUUUUAAACUUUCCCCCUUUUUUUUCGUUCCCCGUUUUUUCCUUCUCCAGGAAGGAGGAGGACGCCCCGUGCCCGCUUUCCGCGGAGUCCCGGAGCGCGCCCGGCCGCGCCGAGGGGCCCCGGGCGCUGCCGCCGGGACGGAGGGGCGGGAUGGCGGUGUCGGCCCGCUGGCUCUUGUGCCUGUGCCUGGGAUGGAGCUGCCUAUGCCUGGCUCUGGGGGACGCGCCGCGGCCGCGCCGGCUCGGGCUGCGGCGCCGGGCUGCGCCGGGAGCCGUGCGGGGCGGGCGCGCCCGGGCGGCCGCGGGUGACGACGGCCCGGGGCAGCGGCGGGGCGGGCGGCCGCCGGCGGCGGACCGAGUUGCGGAGCACAUGCUGCGGCUCUACGAGCAGUAUCGCGGCGGCCGGGACUCGCCGACGCCGCCCGCGCCCUGGGUCCGCCGCGGCAACACCGUGCGCGGCUUCCGGCCGCUGCCGGCAGGGAGCCCCAAAGGCCAGGAGAUUUACGUUUUUAACUUGUCAUCACUCGCAGAGUCUGAAAAUGUCUUGUCAGCUUCGGUGUAUUACUAUAUUGGUGAUCUGCUGCACAUGAAGUGGAACUGUUCCCAGUCCUGUGGCUGUUCUCGUCACAGGCACAGGAAACCUGAAAUUCAGAUGGUUCUUUCACUUUGGACCUUUCCUUCAGCUGGGAGCCUGAGUCGGAGCCUGGGACAUUUCCUCAUAAAUGUCUCCUCGGCUUACCAGGACAUCCUUUCCUGGCAGUGGAAGGAUAUCACUCAGCUGCUACAUGAAGCAAAGCAAAACAAUGAACUGCUGAUCAGUGUUAAAAUGGAUCUGCCCAGCCAUCAUCCCUGGGAAAGAGCAUCUUCCUCCUACGAGCCCUACAUCCUGAUUUACGCCAAUGAUUCUGCUAUCUCAGAGCCAGAGAGCGUUGUCUCUACUUUGCGAGGACGUAGUCAUCCUCUGGCGAGGGUCCUUCCCAAGCCAGAGAUCCACACAAGGAGCAGCAGCACCGCUAAUCCUCGGAGAAAACGCUCUGCAAACGUCCUGUUGCCAUUGCAGAACAAUGAGCUUCCAGGAGCCAAGUACCAGUACGGUGAGGAUGAGAGGUGGGAAGGCAGAAAACCCUACCAGACCUUGCAGCCUCAACUAGCGGACAGGGCCAGGAGUAAGAAAAAGCAGAGGAAGAAUCACCUCCAGAAGACCCAGACUCUGCAGUUCGAUGAGCAAACACUGAAGAAGGCGAGGAGGAAGCAGUGGAACGAGCCCAGAUAUUGUGCCCGGCGCUACCUCAAGGUGGAUUUUGCAGACAUCGGCUGGAGCGAGUGGAUUAUUUCCCCUAAGUCAUUCGAUGCCUAUUACUGCUCAGGAGACUGUCAAUUCCCAAUUCCAAAGGCCAUGAAGCCGUCCAACCAUGCCACCCUCCAGAGCAUUGUGAGAGCGGUCGGAGUCGUCCCCGGCAUUCCCGAGCCUUGCUGCGUUCCCGACAAAAUGUCCUCUCUCAGCAUCUUGUUCUUUGAUGAGAACAAAAACGUGGUUCUGAAGGUGUACCCCAACAUGACAGUAGAGUCCUGUGCGUGCAGAUAACGCCUUGGGAGGCCUUUGGGCAAUGCCCGGGUGAUCACUUGGGCAAGAGUCUCAUCACACCUACUUCAUGUUUGCACUGCCAAAUGCAUUUCCUUUGGACACAAAAGAGAAAAUGUCAAGAAAUCCAAUCGAUGACGACGGGAACAGAAUGGAUUCCAAGGCAAGUGAGUAGAAACUUCAUUUGUCUGUGAUGGUCUGAGACACAAGGCUUGGGAAUGGGACCUGACUGUACCUGUUGAAAGUGAGAGGUGGAAGAAAAAUCUGCAGAUUUUUGUGACGUUGACUCUCAAAGGACAUCGUGAUCUAUUUUUGUACAACGUUUUGGAAGCAGCAGAAGCUGGGAAUUCUUAUCUCUGUUCUAAUGGUGACUAAUGGCAGGGGGAGGUUAGAAAUGUAAUAGUCUUAAUUUUAAAGCGAAGUUUAUUGCUUUAGGUUUUAGAGUAGUACAGCAGGGCAGGCAAAGCCAGUCAUCCUAAAAGCUGUAGAUAACCCUACCUGACCAUGCAUCUCCUUGGUUGGUACAAGGUACCCACCUUGUGUGUGAGUUCCUUUUCACUGAUACCGGCUCUGUAAUCCGGCUCCCUGGAGCUCCAGACUGCUAAGGGCAUCACUGACUUGUGCUGUGGAAACUCAGCGGGCCCAGGGUGUGAAAAUACCCCACUGAGUGACUUGUCCGAAGGACUCGGGUCCUAGAACGCACUUGUCCAUGAUCUGCGGGUUGUCUGCCCGUAGCCAGGUUCUGCAGUGGCCUCCCCUCCCUGGGAACAAGCAGCAGGAUCAGAGGUCACAGCCUCAGGCUGACCAGGGACGUUCAGGCUGGACUUGAGGAAGAAUUCCUUCAGGGAAAGGAUGCAUUUUUAAAUUAUUUCUGGUGAAAGGUUUAUCUGUGUACAGACCGUGAAUUAAAAAAAUAAGAAAAAGAAA
Cinclus cinclus is the source of this 3119-nucleotide messenger RNA. It is a transcript of the gene BMP3, whose product is annotated as bone morphogenetic protein 3. Gene Ontology annotation, cellular component: extracellular region. The transcript is spliced from 3 exons. The record is from RefSeq and is a predicted model, not a curated record. Bases 762 to 2195 code for a protein of 477 amino acids. Gene Ontology annotation, molecular function: cytokine activity; growth factor activity. Gene Ontology annotation, biological process: SMAD protein signal transduction; osteoblast differentiation; BMP signaling pathway. Lineage: Eukaryota; Metazoa; Chordata; Aves; Passeriformes; Cinclidae.